AUGAAUUAAAGCUGUUCAUAUAAGUAUUGUAUCACUACUAUAAUAAAUGAUACAAUAUACAAUUGUACUUAUUGUUAGAAUAUGAAAUAUUGUUCACAAAAAUGUAGAGACACAGAUUGGUAUAUUGAAAUAUCAAAAUAGGAAUUUAUCACAUAAGAACAAUUGUCGUUCAAUAAAACUAAACAGUUUAACCGAACUGAAUGAUUCUGCAUCAACUUUAAAAUCUAUUCGUAGAUCACCUGAAGACUUUGAAAUAAUUAUUAAGGAUAAUAAAAUGGAAUUAGGUAAAGGUAGUUAUGGUUGUGUAAAAUUGGUCAAGGAUAAAUAAAAUGGUUAGAUGUAUGCAAUGAAAGUGGUAAAACUUAUUAUUUAACAUAGAUGAAUAAAAAAUAAAUAUUUGAGUAUUGUUCUGUUGAAAAUCUAAAAAGAGAAAUUAAAAUAUAAAGAAGAUUGUAGCAUCCACAUAUAACCAAACUAUUUCAUUAUUUUGAAGACAAAGAAAAUGUAUUUCUUAUAUUAGAAUUAGCAGGUAUAAUAAACUAUAUAUUUAAGAGAAUGGUAGUCUAUUUAGCUAUAUAAGGAAAAGAAAAAGACUCCCAGAAAAUGAGGCUUUUGUCUACUUCUUUUAAACAUGCUUGGGAAUUGAUUAUUUACAUAAAAAAAACAUAAUACAUAGAGAUCUAAAACCAGAAAAUUUGUUAUUAGAUAAAUAAGGGAAUGUUAAAGUAUGUGAUUUUGGUUGGUCAGCAGAAACUACUUAAAAUGGAGUAAGAAGAACAUUUUGUGGUACUUUAGAUUACAUGGCUCCAGAAAUGUUGAAAAAUUAACCAUAUAGUUUCACUUUAGAUAUUUGGUGUUUGGGGAUAUUAUUAUUUGAAUUGAUUCAUGGUUUUGCACCUUUCAAAGGUAGAAAUGAAAAUGAAAAAUGCCAUAAUAUUGUUAAGAUGACUCCAAUAGAAUAUGAUCUCUAAAUUUCACCUGAAGCUAAAACUUUAAUCUAGGGGAUACUCAAACAUAAUCCUAAUGAAAGACUAUCAAUGAAUUAGAUAUUCGAUCAUCUUUGGAUGAAGAAAUUCUAUAAAAGUUAUGGCAUAGAUCUUAGAUCUUAUAUGUAUAAAGAAGAUAAACACAAUGAUUCAUCAAAUCGAUCGAUUUCUCCUUAAAAUGAUGAUAUAAUCACAAGAUCAUUUGUUACAAACCCUUCAUAAAAUACUAAUUCAGAUUUAAAGCCUUUAUCGAAAUCUUCUAAUUAUGUAUCUCAAUAUAACAAUAACAAUGGAAAAUCUACUGCUUCUACAAAUUAUAAUUAAGAGGAAGAAUUUAAGGCCAGAGUUAGUAGACUUUCCUAAAGAUAAUAAAUGGCUUAAGGAUUAAGAGAAAUUUAAGGAUAAUAAAUAAGAUAAGAAGAAUUAGGAUUCAUGGAUAAAGUUUUUUCUGCAUUUGGAUGUUUAAGUAGAGAUAAAUAAUAAACUCAGUCUCAUAAUUAUUGA
This is a messenger RNA of Paramecium sonneborni, 1490 nucleotides long. Lineage: Eukaryota; Ciliophora; Oligohymenophorea; Peniculida; Parameciidae. The record is from the annotation of a GenBank genome assembly.